AAGACGUGCGCGGAGGCGCGAGGCUGUCGUGCGCGGCGACGGACGAGCGGUGCGACCCGCGCAGCCGAUGUGAACGCCGUUCGAGCCGAAGAGCGACGCCAACGGAUAUGAUGCGAGCAUCUGUUUUAAUACGGUCCUUGGAAGAUGAGCGAUUAUUUAUACGCUUUUCCUUGUUUUCCUUACACGUUCAUUCCUUUUGCCCGUCUCUCACUCUCUGUGUCAGUGUCGGGGGGCCUGGACGCCUGGGUCAUAUCUGUGGACGAGCGAGCCAAACACGAGCAGCAGUUCCACAGCCUGACGCCCACUCUGGCCGGCUUCAUCACAGGUGACCAGGCCAAGAACUUCUUCCUCCAGUCGGGUCUGCCCGCCCCCAUCCUUGCACAGAUAUGGGCUUUGGCAGACCUGAACAAUGACGGGAAGAUGGACAUCCACGAGUUUUCCAUCGCCAUGAAGCUGAUUAAGCUGAAGCUGCAGGGUCACCCGCUUCCCCCCUCGCUACCCCCGGCCAUGAAGCAGCCGCCCCUCCCCGUGCCUCCGGCUCCACCCUUCGGCAUGGUGGGUGUGGCUGGGAUGCCGCCGCUCCCGGGCGCCCCCCCCGUUCCCUUGCCAGCCCUGCCGCCUCUGACAGGUAUGGGCAUAUCGCCCCCUCUCGUUUCGUCCGUAGCCCCGUCGGCGCCCCCUCCGGUGCCCCCCCUGGCCAACGGAACGCCAGCCGUCAUUCAGCCCCUGGCAGGCUUCUCGCACCCAGCUACGGCGCUAAACAAAAGCUCCUCUUUCAACCGCUCCGGUGCCAAGCUGCAGAAGGGACAGUCCUUUGACGCGUCCAACGCCCUGCCAGGCCCCUCUCCAGCAGACUGGGCUGUCCCCCAGUCCUCACGGCUCAAGUACCGGCAGCUCUUCAACAGUCACGACAAAAUGAUGAGCGGCUACCUCACAGGACCUCAAGCAAGAACCAUUCUGAUGCAGUCGAGUUUGCCGCAAGCCCAGCUCGCUUCAAUUUGGAACCUAUCGGACAUCGACCAGGACGGCAAGCUGACGGCGGAGGAGUUCAUCCUGGCCAUGCACCUGAUCGACGUGGCCAUGUCCGGUCUGCCGCUGCCCCCGGUCCUCCCGCCUGACUUCAUCCCCCCAACCUUCAGGAGGCUGCGCUCAGGAAGCGGCAUCUCGCUGCCUGGCCAACACGCAGUUGACCAGCGGCUGUCCGAGGAGCUGGAGGAGGAGGAGCAGCAGAGCGCAGAGAAGAAGCUGCCAGUGACCUUUGAGGACAAGAAACGGGAGAACUUUGAACGGGGGAACUUGGAGCUGGAGAAGCGGCGGCAAGCCCUGCAGGAGCAGCAGCGCAAGGAGCAGGAACGGCUGGCGGCUCUGGAGCGCCAGGAGCAGGAGAGGAAGGAGAGGGAGCGCCAGGAGCAGGAGCGGCGCAGGCAGCAGGAGCUGGAGAAGCAGCUGGAGAAGCAGCGCGAACUGGAGAGGCAGCGGGAGGAGGAGAGGCGCAAGGAGAUCGAGAGAAGGGAGGCAGCCAAGCGCGAGCUGGAACGCCAGCGGCAGCUCGAGUGGGAAAGGAACCGCAGGCAGGAGCUGCUCACCCAGAGGAAUCGUGAGCAGGAGCACAUGGUGCUACUCAAGGCCAGGAAGAAGACCCUGGAGUUUGAGCUCGAGGCCCUGAAUGAUAAGAAGAACCAGCUGGAAGGGAAGCUUCAGGAUGUUCGGUUCCGUCUGUCAGCUCAGCGGCGCGAGAUCGAGAGCACCAACAAAGCCCGAGAGCUGCGCAUCGCUGAGAUUACCCACCUCCAGCACCAGCUUCAGGAGUCGCAGCAGUGGCUCGGGCGCCUCAUCCCGGAAAAGCAGUGUCUUAGCGACCAGCUUAAACACAUCCAGCAGAACAGCAUUCAUAGAGACUCUCUGAUGUCUCUGCGGAAAGCACUGGAAGUGAAGGAACUGACCCGGAAGCAGUUGCGGGAGCAGAUGGAAGCUUUAGAGAAGGAAACCCGGUCCAAAUUGUUAGAGAUUGAUGCCUUCAACACCCAGCUGAAGGAGCUGAGGGAGAUGCACAUCAUGCAGCAGAGACAGAAACAGAAGGAUGCAGGAACAGACAUCCACAAGAAGACAGAUCAGGAGGGGAAGGCGGUGGACCUUCAGCACAAAAGGCUGAGCUCCAUGGAAGACAGUGUAGGAGGCACAUGGCGUGGUGAUGGUAAGGAGGACCCUCCUACUGUGGCCCUGCAGCCGUGGAUGACGCACGUCACUGAAGAGUAUGGCCAGAGCAGGAAGGACAUGCAGGACAAACUCAGCAAGCUGUUCAUGCAGCAGCCUGAACCGGGGAAGCUGUCAACCCAGGGGCCCUGGACCGCAGGUGAGAAGGUCCCGGUGACAGGGUUUAGUCAGGACAAGAUGAAGGUGGUCUUCUACAGAGCGUUGUAUCCCUUCGAAGCUCGCAGCCAUGAUGAGAUCACCAUCAAGCCUGGUGACAUAGUCAUGGUCAAAGGGGAGUGGGUGGACGAAUCCCAGACGGGCGAGCCGGGCUGGCUCGGGGGUGAGCUGAAGGGGAAGACAGGCUGGUUCCCUGCGAACUAUGCCGAGAAGAUUCCUGAGACCGAGGUCCCCGCAAGCCUCCGUUCAGGGGCUGGCCUUGGUGCUCUCGCCAGCCUGAGCAUCACACCUACCUCCCCCCCGACAGCCGCACAGCCCCUGCCAGCAGAGGUCACAGCCAGCCAGCUGCCAGCCACCACGGUCGCCAUGCCUGGAGCCGCGACCAUGUCCAACUUGGGCAAAUGGGCUGACUUCAGCACCACGUGGCCCUCUGACACGGUGGAGAAACCUGAGACGGAUGGCUGGGACCCCUGGCCGACACAGCCGGCUCUGUCAGUCCCCAGCGCGGGUCAGCUGCGCCAGCGCUCUGCCUUUACCCCUGCCACCCUCACAGGGUCCUCACCAUCGCCAGUCCUCGGACAGGGGGAGAAGGUGGAGGGUCUCCAGGCGCAGGCUCUGUACCCGUGGCGGGCUAAGAAGGAUAACCACCUGAACUUUAACAAGAACGAGGUGAUCACAGUGCUGGAGCAGCAGGACAUGUGGUGGUUUGGGGAGGUGCAGGGCCAGCGAGGCUGGUUCCCCAAGUCCUACGUGAAGCUCAUCUCAGGGCCCACGCGCUCGUCCCUCAGCAUUGAAUCAGGUUCAUCUGAGAGUCCCCCCACUGUGAAGAGACCCACACCCUCUCCCAGCAAACCUCUGGAGACUGGAGAAGAGUACAUAGCGAUGUACACGUACGAGAGCAGUGAGCAGGGGGACCUGACCUUCCAGCAGGGGGAUGUCAUAGUGGUGUUGAAGAAGGAGGGAGACUGGUGGACUGGGGCGGUAGGGGACAGGACCGGGGUCUUCCCAUCCAACUACGUCAAGCCCAAGGAUUCCGAGGGUCUGGGGCCGGCUGGGAAGACAGGUAGUCUGGGGAAGAAGCCAGAGAUUGCGCAGGUGAUUGCCCCUUAUAUGGCCACAGGGCCAGAGCAGCUGACUUUGGCACCAGGACAACUCAUUCUCAUCAGGAAGAAGAACCCCGGGGGAUGGUGGGAGGGAGAGUUACAGGCCAGGGGAAAGAAGCGCCAGAUUGGCUGGUUCCCUGCCAAUUAUGUGAAGCUGUUGAGUCCGGGUACGAGUAAAGCUACACCCACGGAUCCCACACCACCAAAACUGAAGGGGCCCAGUGCAGUCUGCCAGGUGAUCAGCAUGUACGACUACACCGCCCAAAAUGACGACGAGCUGCCCUUCGCAAAGGGCCAGAUUAUCAAUGUGCUGAGUAGGGAGGACCCCGACUGGUGGAAGGGCGAGCUCAACGGUUCUGUGGGCCUCUUCCCCUCCAACUACGUCAAGAUGACCACAGACACGGACCCUAGCCAGCAGUGGUGUGCCGACCUGCACCUCCUAGACAUGUUGACCCCUACAGAGAGGAAACGACAGGGGUACAUUCAUGAGCUCAUUGUCACUGAGGAGAACUACGUCAAUGACCUGCAGCUCGUCACUGAGGUCUUCCAGAAGCCACUCCUGGAAUCAGAAGUGCUCACUGAGAAGGAAGUGGCGAUGAUCUUUGUCAACUGGAAAGAGCUGAUCAUGUGCAACAUCAAGCUGCUCAAAGCCCUGCGGGUGCGUAAGAAGAUGUCAGGGGAGCGCAUGCCUGUGAAGAUGAUCGGCGACAUCCUGACUGCCCAGCUGCCCCACAUGCAGCCUUACAUCCGAUUCUGCAGCUGCCAACUCAACGGCGCCACCCUCAUUCAGCAGAAAACCGAUGAGGUGCCUGACUUCAAGGAAUUUGUCAAGAGGCUGGCUAUGGACCCCCGAUGCAAAGGAAUGCCUCUGUCAAGCUUCCUGCUGAAGCCCAUGCAGAGGGUUACCCGCUAUCCCCUCAUCAUCAAGAACAUAAUGGAGAAUACCCCUGAGAACCACCCGGACCACAGCCACCUGAAGCAGGCUAUGGAGAAGGCUGAGGAGCUGUGCUCGCAGGUCAACGAGGGAGUAAGAGAGAAGGAGAACUCGGAUCGCCUGGAGUGGAUCCAGGGCCACGUGCAGUGUGAGGGCUUGUCCGAGCAACUGGUGUUCAACUCUGUGACCAACUGCCUGGGCCCACGGAAAUUCCUCCACAGCGGCAAACUCUAUAAGGCCAAGAGCAACAAGGAGCUCUAUGGCUUCUUGUUCAAUGACUUCCUGCUGCUCACUCAGAUCAUCAAGCCCCUGGGCUCUUCUGGCACCGACAAAGUCUUCAGCCCAAAAUCACAUCUGCAGUACAGGAUGUACAAGACGCCGAUUUUCCUCAAUGAGGUGCUGGUGAAGUUACCCACAGAUCCCUCUGGAGAUGAACCCAUUUUCCACAUCUCCCAUAUCGACAGGGUGUACACACUCCGAGCAGAGAGCAUCAAUGAGAGGACAGCUUGGGUGCAGAAGAUCAAGGCUGCCUCCGAACUUUACAUUGAGACAGACAAGAAGAAAAGAGAGAAAGCAUAUCUGGUGCGAUCACAGAGGGCAACAGGGAUCGGGAGGCUCAUGGUCAACAUAGUCGAGGGCAUUGAGCUGAAACCCUGCCGAUCUCACGGGAAGAGCAAUCCAUACUGCGAGGUGACCAUGGGCUCCCAGUGCCACAUCACUAAGACCCUGCAGGACACGCUGAACCCCAAGUGGAACUCCAACUGCCAGUUCUUCAUCAAGGACCUGGAGCAAGAUGUCCUGUGUGUGACCGUUUUUGAGAGGGACCAGUUCUCCCCCGACGACUUCCUGGGCAGAACCGAAAUCCGGCUGGCAGACAUUAAGAAGGACCAGGGUUCGAAGGGCCCUAUCACCAAACGGCUGCUCUUGCACGAAGUUCCAACUGGUGAGAUUGUGGUGCGCCUGGACCUGCAGCUUUUCGAUGAGUCCUAGAUUGCGUUUCUCUAUCCGUGCUGUGCAGCCCUCUGUUUCGGAUCGCUGGGUGCCACAUCCAUACCGUGUUUAUGUGUUUGCGUGGGGUAGGGGUGGGGAUGUGCUUUUAUGCUCCUUUUGAGUGAUAGUAUUGUUCUUUUUAAUUUCCACAUUGUGUCACAGUUUACUGUAACAAAAUGCUUUAGAUUUUAAAAAGUUCGACCAUUUUUGGACACAUCAAGAUUUUCGUUUUUCAAGUACAUUUUGGAACACCACCCUUUUCGUUACGUUAGACCUUCCAUAUAGUUAGUUAUAGUAUAUGAGUUAUCAGCAUUGAUGUGCUCAUUAUUUAUUCAGGACUUAAAUGUUUAUUUAAAACUUACUAAUGGGUGAUUCAUUUUGAUAAACUACCCACAGAUGUAGUAUCAAAAUAUUGCCAUCGAAAUAUUAGACUUAACGCGAGAGGUAAUUGGUGGAAAGCAAAUUAAUGUAAAGGGAAUUAAUUGUAUGUGCUACCAGUUGUAAAUAGUCUUCAGAAAAUGUUUCAUAAAGUUAACAGAGGUUAUUCAUUGUCUUGAUGCAUGGCUUUAGGAAAAGGAAAAAAAUAGAUGUUACGCAAAAUUGGCUUUUUUAAU
This is a messenger RNA of Scleropages formosus (Asian bonytongue), 6011 nucleotides long. RefSeq names its product intersectin-1-like. The coding region runs from base 145 to 5397 and encodes 1750 amino acids. Lineage: Eukaryota; Metazoa; Chordata; Actinopteri; Osteoglossiformes; Osteoglossidae. The transcript has 39 exons. Gene Ontology annotation, biological process: intracellular signal transduction; positive regulation of Rho protein signal transduction. Gene Ontology annotation, molecular function: protein binding; calcium ion binding; guanyl-nucleotide exchange factor activity. The record is from RefSeq and is a predicted model, not a curated record.